Molecule: messenger RNA, 408 nt
Organism: Pterocles gutturalis (yellow-throated sandgrouse)
Lineage: Eukaryota; Metazoa; Chordata; Aves; Pterocliformes; Pteroclidae
Gene: EMP1
Product: epithelial membrane protein 1
Exons: 3
Cellular component (GO): plasma membrane
Source: RefSeq, a predicted model, not a curated record
GUUUGGAUGGUGGGUUCUAGCGCACUCGGGAAUAAUACCUCAUCCGGACUCUGGCUGCAGUGCAACAUGACCUGCAGGGCGCUGCAAGUCGACGGCAAUGAGGCUGCCCUCAAAGCCGUGCAAGCCUUUAUGAUCCUCUCAAUCAUUUUCUCCGUCAUCGCACUUGUCAUAUUCAUUGCCCAGCUGUUCACCCUGGAGAAGGGCAAACAUUUCUACAUCCCUGGAGCCAUCGUGCUGGUUUGCUGGCUAUGCAUUCUGAUUGGAGUCUCCAUUUACACAGCUCGGUUCACAGGCAAGACACUCCAGUACAUAAAUCCUCACUAUGGUUACUGCUUCAUACUGGCCUGGAUUUGCUUUUGCUUCAGUUUCAUCAUCGGCAUCCUCUACCUUGUUCUCAGGAAAAAAUAA